Molecule: messenger RNA, 2397 nt
Organism: Phymastichus coffea
Lineage: Eukaryota; Metazoa; Arthropoda; Insecta; Hymenoptera; Eulophidae
Gene: wupA
Product: troponin I
Exons: 8
Coding region: 143-739 (198 amino acids)
Biological process (GO): muscle contraction
Cellular component (GO): troponin complex
Source: RefSeq, a predicted model, not a curated record
CACUCCCGGCAACGGCUAUAGUUUUUUUCGUUAGCCGAUGACUCUUACAGUCAGCUGCCGCAAGCUCAGUUGACUAGUCACACGCAGACAGUCGUUCGGUGUACAACUUCAAGGUAGCUGUAAAUAACAACCGGACUCAAACAUGGCUGACGAUGAGGAAAAGAAGAGGAAACAGGCAGAGACCGACAGGAAAAGGGCCGAAGUCCGUGCCCGCUUGGAGGAGGCGAGCAAGGCCAAGAAGGCAAAGAAGGGUUUCAUGACUCCUGACCGCAAGAAGAAACUCAGGCUCUUGUUGCGUAAGAAAGCUGCCGAGGAAUUAAAGAAGGAACAGGAGAGAAAAGCGGCUGAGAGGAGGCGUAUCAUCGAGGAGCGUUGCGGGAAACCCAAGGAUGUCGACAACGCUAACGAAGCCGAAUUGAAGCGGAUUUGUGCACAGUAUCAUGAGCGCGUCUACAUUUGUGAGGGUCAGAAGUGGGAUUUGGAGCGUGAAGUUCGGAAAAGGGACUUUGAGAUUGCGGAUUUGAACAGUCAGGUCAAUGAUCUUCGAGGCAAAUUCAUGAAGCCAACCCUGAAGAAGGUCUCAAAGUAUGAAAACAAGUUCGCCAAGCUGCAGAAGAAGGCGGCCGAGUUCAACUUCCGUAACCAACUGAAGCAGGUCAAGAAGAAGGAAUUCACCCUAGAGGAAGAAGACAAGGAGCCCAAGAAGUCCGAGAAGGCAGAAUGGCAGACGAAGAAGUAGAAUAUCAAUAAACAACUUCAGAAAAACAUACUAAAAUAAUUACGUUAAAACCGCCAAAAAUAGACUAAAUAAAGAUCAAGUCGGAUGAAAAAAUUAAAAUCAUUAAUAAAACGUACAUUCACACACACGUAAUUAUAAAUGUAUUUUUCACGUCAAACCAUACUUUUGUUACUUUUUUCCACCGACACCGUGCAUAAGCCAAUGAUUUCAUUUAAAACAUCGAUACGAAAAUAAACAUAAUGAAACAAUUGGAAUCGACAAAACUGUUCAUAUUAUAUCUAUUUUUGCUGUAUUUUUUUCUUAUAAGAUUUUUUGGAUUUUUAAUUUAAUAAUAAAAGUUGUGCGUCGGCUUAUAAGCUUUAAGAGAUAAGAAACUCAAUAAACGUUGAUUUAAUGCAAUUGGAUUUAUCUUUUCAACGCUGAUUACUUAAUUUUUUCUUCAAUUGCUUUUUUUGGCGAAUCGAAUCUAAAUAACGAUAAAAAAGUUAUUUAUGUUUGAAAAAAGUAUAUUUUGUAUUUUUGAGAAAACAUUUCCGUAAUCGGAUUUUCUGUCUUCGUUACUAUGCCAGUCUGCCAGGAUUUUUGAUUUUUGAAACCUUUUUGACAAAUAUUUUUGUGUCCAUAAUGUGUUGUCCACUUAAAAUAUACCGUUUUUUUGUAGACUUGUAACAGUCUUCCUACCUACAUGUUUUUUAUUUAUGAUACUAAAAUUUAGUUUGAACGUUUUUAUUUAGAAAUAGAAUAGAAUCUUCAGUUUCGUGGUGACUUUUUUUUAAAUGUUGUGAUUUUUUGUUAAAUGAUAAGUUACAAUUUUUUAUUCUACGAAUAAUUUAAAUUCUAUUGUAACUAAUAAAUUUUUAUUAUAUUUUCUAUAACGUAAUAUCUUAAGCUCUACGUAACUAUCUUUCAAUACUUUUGAAAUAUAGCAUAAUCUUCGUUUAACUUUCUAUUAAUAUAAACAACUAUACUUUUCUCUACUAAUAUCAAAAAAGAAUUGUUCUGAAACAGAAAUCGUUGUUAAAGGUGAGAUUUACUUUGCAGUGUAUUUUACUUCUGUUCGCGUUCCGUGUUUCACAAUAAUUGCAAAAGCGCUUUGCAUACUCACCUCGUUUAUGCAGUUUUAAUAACUUGUUUUAAUCUUUUCAUUUAUAAUAUUAAUUUAAGAUUUUCUUUUAGCUUUCGUAACGUCUUAUUUCAAGAUUUUCCGAUAUUUUCGUUCAAGAACUUGAAUAAUUAAACGCGAAAGCACACAUUUAUUUAUAAAAAGAAUCAAUAAUAAAUACAAUUUAAUAUCAUUAAAAUGUAUUAUUAAAUAUAUUUAUAAUGAAUCGGCUGCCAAGCUCCCUAAUUAUAUUUGUUCAUUUUUCCUUUACGUUUCAGACGAAUACAUUAGAAAAAUGUUGGCUAAGUUUCACUUGUUUCAAAAUGUAUCAAUAAUAGAUAACAACCGUUAAUCAUGUUAAGGAAACAAUAAUCAAUAUGUUCAUAUUUUAGACUUAUUAAUAAUUUUAAUGUAUAAUACUACCAUUUGAAAAAUGUAUUCGUUUGAUAUUAUUUUCCAAACUGAUAAGUGUUAAACUGCAAUAUACUUUAUAAUGAAAACAUGAUAGCUGACAAAAUGUAUGUGUUCUUGUUUUAUGUUGAUUAACGUUGCUUAA